Molecule: messenger RNA, 5435 nt
Organism: Labrus bergylta (ballan wrasse)
Lineage: Eukaryota; Metazoa; Chordata; Actinopteri; Labriformes; Labridae
Gene: tut4
Product: terminal uridylyl transferase 4
Molecular function (GO): RNA uridylyltransferase activity; zinc ion binding; nucleic acid binding
Source: RefSeq, a predicted model, not a curated record
ACAAUGCAGCGCGGCAGUGUAUUAACAUGGCGUCAGUGGUGGCUGUCUGGAGCAGGGCCGUGGGAUUCUAAAAACAUGAUUUAAACGGAACCAUGGAGACAGUGAAUCUUUAAUCCCGGGUCACGUUGAGAGCUGGAGGGGAGAGAGGUAAACCGAACCGUUCCGUGCCGUGAUGGUCGAAGUUGUUUGGGACGGUUUGUAACGACCCGCCGCUGAGUGUCGGUGUUAUUUAUCUCCCGUUAGCUCACACCGGCUAACGGCUGCUAGCUUUCAGCAAAGUCGACUCAACAGUCUUCAGGAAGUCAACACGAAGCCUUCCCGGAGGACAACAAACAGCUCAUGGUUUAAUGACUUCAGGUGGCCAGCCUCCCUGGUCGUCCUCAGCACGGUUUUGACACCUCCACGGACACAAACUGAAGAACUGGAGGGAUGGAUGAGUCCAAAAGUCCAGUAAAAACGGGCAAACAGCCUCAGCCCCGAGGAGCCAAAUCUUCACCCAGCGAGAAGUCCAACAGGGAAUCUCCCUCGCAGAGAGAGGGCGCCAGGUGCGCUCCCAGCAGACAGCAAAACUUAACCACGGCAAAGGAUGAACACACAGGCAGCCAGGGAACCCGCGGGUCAGGCAAGACUUUCACUGACGCGCCCCAGGACAAGAGGAGAGGCCGGCCCUCCAGGCUGACUAGACUGACGGGAAGGACGAGCUCUGGGGAGAGAGGGAAGGGGAAAGUGUCCGGCCCGCAGCAGCACCUGGCGGCUCACACGAUGGACUCCCGGGUGUCUGUGUCUGCAGACAGCAGCCCCUCGGCGAGCAGAGAGAUCAGCUCUCCUGCAGCGCCGGGAGCACCUGAGAAAGUCCUCACAGAGAAGGUGAAAAGCACCACUGCAGCUCCAGCUAAGGAAAAGUCCCAAGGGGUGAGAGCCGGCGCUCUGAUGCAUCCAUCAGACAGGAGGCCCAGUGUGGAGGAAGCCCCCCUGACGGAUCAGCAGCUGGGCCUCCGACAAGCAGAGGAGCGCCUCUACAGAGACUACAUCCAUCGCUUGUUGAAACAGUCUCCCGAGUACCCGAACUAUCAGUACUUAUGCAAGCUCUGCUCCGUCCACAUCGAGAACAUCCAAGGAGCGCACAAACACAUCAAGGAAAAGAGACACAAGAAGAACAUAACGGAAAAACAGGAGGAGAACGAGCUGCGUGCCCUGCCCGCCGCCUCCGCUGCCCAACUGAGGGCGGUGGAUGCGGCCGUCCUAGAAACGGCCAAGGAGCACGGCAUCUCGGAGGAGGACUUUGAGGUUCGGAAGGCCGUGGUUGUCAGGAUGGAGGAGAUCAUAAAGAGGCACCUCUCAGCUUGCUCCCUCCGACUCUACGGCUCAUGUCUCACCCGAUUUGCCUUCAAGACGAGUGAUAUCAACAUCGAUGUCGUCCACCCUUCCUCGAUGACACAACCCGAGGUCCUGAUUCAAGUGCUGGAAAUCCUUAAAAACUGCUCUGAGUUUUUCGAGGUUGAGUCUGAUUUUCAUGCCAAAGUUCCUGCUGUGUUCUGUCGGGAUGUCAGCAGCGGCUUAAUGUGCAAAGUGAGCGCAGGAAAUGAAGUUGCUUGUCUCACCACCAAUCACCUGGCAGCCCUCGCUAAACUGGAGCCCAGAGUGGUUCCCCUGGUGCUGGCCUUCCGCUACUGGGCGAGGCUGUGUCACAUUGACCACCAGUCUGAAGGUGGCAUCCCCUCCUACUCCUUCGCCCUCAUGGUCAUCUUCUUCCUGCAACAGAGGAAAGAGCCCAUCCUCCCUGUGUACCUGGGCCGCUGGAUCGAAGGAUUCGAUGUGAAACGUGUGGACGAGUAUCAUCUCACUGGAAUCGCACUGGACCUGUUCGUCCGAUGGGAGCGCAGACCUCAGAGCUCCACGGACGGACGCGGGGAGAACCGAAACGAAGCAAGGGGAGAAGGAAGACCCAAACCGGAGCAGAAAAAAACAGAAGACUCUCAUUACUCGGAAGGACUGACCCGGCUGACCCUUGACCUGGGGAAAGGUGUGUCACUGGGUCAGCUGUGGUUGGAGCUCUUGCGUUUCUACACUCUGGAGUUUGCACUUGAAGAAUCCAUCAUCAGCAUCCGUUUGAAGGAGCUCCUCUCCAGGGAAGUGAAGAACUGGCCUCGUCGCAGGCUCGCUAUCGAAGAUCCGUUCGCCUUGAAGAGGAAUGUCGCGCGCAGCUUAAACAGCCAAAUGGUGUUUGAGUACAUCCAGGAGCGCUUCCGUACGGCUUAUAAAUACUUUGCUUGCCCUCAGAGACGGGGAGCGGGCAGGCGACAGAGACGAAUGAAGUCAGGACAGCAAGGUGCAAAGUGUGAAGAGCUUGAGAAGACAGAGGCGGCUUGUGUAAACAAGAGCGAAGACGACGGGAAUGUUGUAAAAGGUCAGAGGGGUCAUGGAGGUUUGAAAAAGGACGAUGAAGCCGACAGUGAGGAUGAAGAUGGAUCAGAUCCGUCCAGAAAGGAGGAGGAGAAGACUUUAGAUGCCAGUCUCAUGGACAUGGUUCUCAAUGAGGGGAACAAACCUUCCUUCUCCCCCAACGGCCUGCUGGACAGUGACAAAGAGGGGGAGGAGGAGGAAGAGGAGGAGGAAGAGGAAGAAAGCUGUGGACCUGUUGCAUCAGAGGAUCUGCACUAUGUGUUUGAUAAGAUGAUUUUCACUGGUGGAAAGCCUCCGACUGUUGUGUGCAGCAUCUGCAAACGUGACGGUCACCUGAAGGACGAGUGCCCUGAGGACUUUAAGAAGAUCGAGCUGAAGCCUCUGCCCCCCAUGAACGACCGCUUCAGAGAUAUUCUCGACGGCCUCUGCAAACUCUGCUUCUAUGAAUUGUCACCGUCACAUGCAGAGCAGCAGAAGAGGGAACAGAUCCUCUUAAGUCUGGAGAGGUUCAUAAGGAAGGAGUACAACGAUAAAGCUCAGCUCUGCUUGUUUGGCUCCUCCAAGAACGGCUUUGGCUUCCGCGACAGUGACCUCGACAUCUGCAUGACCCUGGAGGGUCACGAGACUGCAGAGAAUCUGAACUGCAAAGAGAUCAUCGAGGGGCUCGCCAAAGUGCUGAAGAAGCAUACAGGUUUGAGGAACAUCUUGCCUAUCACAACAGCUAAAGUGCCUAUUGUGAAGUUUGAACACAGACAGAGUGGUCUGGAGGGAGACAUCAGCCUCUACAACACGCUGGCUCAACACAACACCAGAAUGCUUGCUACGUAUGCAGCUCUGGACCCACGCGUGCAAUUCCUGGGAUACACAAUGAAGGUCUUCGCCAAGCGCUGCGACAUCGGGGAUGCGUCCAGAGGAAGCCUCUCUUCUUAUGCAUACAUUCUGAUGGUGCUAUACUUCCUGCAGCAGAGGCAGACUCCGGUCAUUCCCGUCCUGCAGGAGAUCUUUGAUGGGAAGACCGUUCCCCAGAGGAUGGUAGACGGCUGGAACGCUUUCUUUUUUGAUGACCUCGAGGAUCUGCGUCGGCUCCUCUCUGAUGUGCCGCCGAACACAGAGUCCGUGGGAGAGCUGUGGCUCGGACUCCUGCGCUUUUACACCGAGGAAUUUGACUUCAAAGAGCACGUCAUCAGCAUCCGUCAAAGGAAACGCCUUACCACCUUUGAGAAACAGUGGACCAGUAAAUGCAUCGCUAUCGAAGAUCCCUUUGAUUUGAAUCAUAAUCUUGGUGCUGGAGUUUCUCGCAAAAUGACAAACUUCAUCAUGAAGGCUUUUAUAAAUGGGAGGAAGUUGUUUGGAACUCCUUUCUACCCCGUCCCCGGCACUGAAGUGGACUACUUCUUUGACUCCAAGGUGUUGACGGACGGCGAGUUGGCACCAAACGACAGAUGCUGCAGGAUCUGUGGGAAGAUUGGACAUUACAUGAAGGACUGUCCAAAGAGACGCAGGAUAAAGAAGAAGGAAAACGACAAAGACGAGGACAUCAAAGAGGAGGAGCGUGAGCCGAAGGAUAGGCGCUGUUUUCAGUGCGGGGACAUGGGCCACGUACGGAGGGACUGUCCCGAGUACCGCCACCUCAAGCAGAGGAACACCGGAGCACCAGCUCCUCAUAUGGUACGAACGAUUGUGAGCUCGCAGUCGGUUCCCAUCCCUCAGGGGGACGGUCCUGGACGGAGCAGACAGCCCUCUGAAUGUUCCGACAGUCGGCAGACUCCACCGUACUCCCCACAGCCGUCAGCUGUCCCCCAAGGUUCCUCCCAGUCCUCCAGCUCCCCUCAGCCCUCCCACAGUAAGCCCAGCUCUGCGGGUCCCACCAAGCAGUCCGCUCACCCCCAGGUGCCCCUGUCUCUCUUCAGCUUCCCCACCUCUCACCCGAGCCAGUACCACCCGGGGGCGCUCACCGCACUGGGGCUUCUUCCCUCCCACCAGCACCAGUCCCACCACUCCCAGGGGCAGCCUCAUCACCCAGUCCGCAUCCCUUCCACCGCCUGGCCCAUCCACGGACCGGUCCUCAACACGUCCUCGCCCACCGCCCCUUCCCCGCCCGGCCUGAAAUUCGCCCUGCGCUCGGCAUCGGGGAACGGGAGUCCCACGGGCUCAGGGGUCAACCCCAGCCCCAUGAACCUGAACGACCCCAGCAUCAUCUUCGCCCAGCCGGCGGGGAGGCAGCUGGGCAUGGGCGGGUCAGGACGGGAAGGACACUGGCACAACCACUUAUCACAACCCGGGUCACUCAUGGGAAAUGGCACUGUGGUCAAGUCAGAUUCAGGUCAUCCGGCCCAGUUUGUUGGUGUGAGCCAAGGAUCCCGGUUAUGGGAGCACAAUAAAGCCCCUCAGUACGCCCUCUCUCCAUCCUGGCCCUACAGGAUGCCCCAGAACUUCAUCCAGCAGGGCAACGGAGGCUUCCAGCCCGGAAAACCCUUCGUCACCCAGGGUUCUGUGGUGCAUCCUAAUCCCAACUUCCCACUGGUCCCCCAUCCAGUAAAUGUCCGACACCCAGUCAAUCUGAACUUCAUCCAACAGAAGAAGUGAACUCACGUCUCCUUUUAAUUCGAUUUAUGGGCUGUAAAAAAAACAAGCAAAAUAAUUUCCUCUUUUGCAUCAUUUGACCUGGAGAAUUUUUAAAAUGAAUUUUAUCAUUUUUGUACAGUUUUUAUGUUUGGUCUCAUUACAUUGAUUUGUGAUACAAAUGUCAAAUAUUUUAAUACCCCCAUUUUUGAGGGGGUCCAAAAAAGUGUUUUUAUUUUAUGUGUAAAGUAAACAAGGACAAAUGUAAACCUUUAUUUUUAUUAGCUGUAUUCAUACUUUGCUUGCCACAAGAUAUGAAGGCUUUGAAUAGACGUUUGUUUUAAAAACAACCUAACAUGUCACCCUCAGUAUGUAGUGCCAAACGCAGGGAUAGCAAGAAAAAAGGGAAAAAAUCUCAAACAUGACAAAAACCUUCUCAAAAAAAGAAAAUAAAGAAAAACGCAAACAAC